AUGAAUUCAUUGUUAAUUUACUUGAUAAAAACAAAGACGGUAGCUGGAAUGGAAAUAUACAAAAAAUUGAUUUAUAUUAGUUGUUUUAUGGAUUUGACAGUCACUUGUUUGAAUUUUAUUGUCCAACCGGUGAAUUGUUUCGAAUUUUUUUUAAGUGCCGGAGUACAAGGGGUUUCGUGGCGGGUACGAGUCGGGGAAGCAAAGUAGUUAUUAAGAAAAAUUGAUACCCUCCCAGGGUUGGGUCUCCCGAGGGUCGAGAGACCUUCGAGAGACGCCCUGGGAGUCUGGUCCCCUACCUUAACGAA
Meloidogyne enterolobii is the source of this 305-nucleotide messenger RNA. The record is from the annotation of a GenBank genome assembly. Lineage: Eukaryota; Metazoa; Nematoda; Chromadorea; Rhabditida; Meloidogynidae.